Messenger RNA from Thelazia callipaeda (thelaziosis nematode), 993 nucleotides. Lineage: Eukaryota; Metazoa; Nematoda; Chromadorea; Rhabditida; Thelaziidae. The record is from the annotation of a GenBank genome assembly.
AUGUCCAAAAAAAAAACGAAAGUAAUGGCAAGUCGAUUCAGACCUGUUGUAUAUACAGAAGGAGAGUUGGAUAAGUCUGACUUAACGCAACCACCUUCAAAAAGCAAUCCGCAUCCACUAAACUUAUCAAAUCCUUCACUGUUCCCUCCUACACAUUCAUGGUCUAUUGCUCACUAUGUAAAUCAUUUACCGGUAUUACAAAUACUCGUGGAAUUGGGCGUAGAUUUGUUUGAAGUAUUGAUUUAUUUUAUGUUCACAGUUUCUAUUUUGACAUUUCGUUUCAACUGGGAAAAAGAUGUUAAGCCAAAACUUAUCUGGCUUGUUCACCAAGUUGGCAUGCCCAUAUCGGAUGUGGGCUCUUAUUUGACUCGAAAUCCUUACUUUUUGUUACAAAGUUUAGAAAAUAUGCAGGUACGAUUAAACUAUUUAUAUGCAAAGCGACUGUGUAAAACGAAAGUACUUAAAAUUGUAAAGAACAGUAGGUUCUGGUUGAAUAUAGAUGUUACAACAACUGAUUCUCGCUUGGGUUGGAUUCAAAAGACAUUUGAGUUGACAGGAGAUGAAGUGCGUGAUGUGAUUGUGAAUGAACCAAGACUUAUCAUGUAUGGUAUUGGACCGCUUGAAAGACUUGUCAUUAUGCUAACAGAAGAGAUGGAAUUUACUAAAGAACAAGUUAAAGCAAUUUUGAUGAAAGAUCCGAGAGUGUUCAUGAUACAAUCAAAUGCUCUACUGUCAACGUUCAGAUAUCUUCGGUUCACGAUGAAUGUGACAAAUGCGCAGAUUGCAGAAUGGCCUGUAUGCUUACGCUUUGCUGUUGGUGCAGUUCGAAAGCGGCACGAAUUUUUGAUCCGGUUAAAUAAAGCUGAUUACAUUGAAGGUUCGCCAAAUUACGUUCCUCUUAGCGCCUUGCUUCAACCUUCUGAUCAAAAAUUCGCAGUUAACGUGGCACAUACAUAUUUAUGUGUGUACAAUAGCUUUUUGAAGAAUUAUUGA